AUGCCACAAGAAAAGUCAACAAGUGCAAAGAAGAAGAAACAGGAGCAGACAAAAUCGUCAAAGAAGAAGGCAACCGCAGCGGUUGCCACCUCUCCCAAGUCGGGCACUCCAAAGAGCACAAAAAGCUCCAAGAAACCUGCUGCCUCUACUGCCAACAGCAAACCGACUAACGGCAACUCAUCAAAGCAUGGAACUCCCAAGUCGGUGAAAGGCAAACCGAAGGCGUCCAGUACUGCCCACAGCUCGCCCACGCAGAGCACCGUCAUCAACAAAACUCCCACCAAAGGAGGCCAUGGUGGAAGCAAGAAAGCCACUGAAAAGAGCAAGUCAGCAAAGAAGAAAGCACCCGUCCAGGUGGCUCAGAAGGUCACCGCAAAGCCUACCCCGCCACCACCUCCUCCUCCGCCGCCCAAAAAGAAGAAGAAAAAGGCCGCUCCUCAAGUGAUCGUAAAGGAGGAGGACAGUGAUGACGAAGAAGAGGAAAAAGAGGAGGUGGCAGUGGUAGAAAAGAAGGAGGAAGAGGAACAACAGGAGAGCAAUGAGGUCCAUCUUCCGCCGCCACCGGCACUGGCUAGUGGUGGCAGCUCUGAGGAGGUGCUCGCUCCAGUGCCCACCUCCACUUCGCCAACUGCUUCUGCGGUUAAAAAGAGCAAGAAACCAUCGGCAAAGAAGGCGAGCAAGCCUCCGGCUAAGAAGGCUUCGAAAAAGAAGCAGAAGAAGGUGGCAGCUGCCAAGCCGAGCGCUGCUGCUGCUGCUGCUUCCUCGGUCGCUUCCUCUGACGAAGGAGAAGAGGAGGAAGAGGAAGGAGGAGGAGAAGAAGAGAGUGGAAAGGGUAGUGCCGUUAAGGCUUCGGAGGUAGCAGCUGCUCAGAAAGCCGCCAAAGCAGAGGAUGACGAACCACCGCCAUCGUCAGGUAGUUCUGCGGCCCAGAACAGCAGCAGCAGUGCUGCUUCUGCUGAACCGUCUAGCGAGAUGGGCGCGGAACCGCCUGCUCCUACUUCCAGCAAGUCAAGUAGCGAGCCGGACAUGAAAAAAGAGGAGAAAACAAAAGAGGCGAUAGAGGAGGACGAGGAGUUCACCAAGCCGACCAUCAACCAGAUGAAGAAGGAGAAGAAGGAGAAACCGCUCAGUCUCUCGGAGAAGAUCAGCAAGCUGGAGUUUGAGUCACUGAACGAUGAGAUCGCCGAGCUAAAUCAGGGAGUUGCCAUGCUUAAGCACUCCUACGGGAGCAUCAUCAAAUCGCUGGUGGCGAUGCAGAACCGCCGAACGAAGAAGAAGGCUGCCAAAGAGGCGGCGGCAGCGGCUGCAGCCGGCGGUGAAACAAAGUCUGGUCGAGGUGGCGAAUGCAAGCCCACCUUCCUCACCACCGUCUCCACGAUGGACGCCUGCAAACUGGCAACUCCGAGCUGUCUGGUGAUGAAGGACAAGUACGACAUUGAGCGCUUCGUCAAUCCGCUCACUCGCGAGGAGACCUUCCAGCUGCUUUUUGAUGAGAUUGCUGAUCUGAACAAGCUCACCGAGCCCUUUCGCACUCGAUUCUUUGACGCAAAGGGCAACUUUUUGCGCCCCAAAUUUGAAGCGCAGAAGGAAGUCAAGAUGGACCGCACACUUUUUAAUGAGUACAAAAUUUGG
This is a messenger RNA of Rhagoletis zephyria (snowberry fruit fly), 1632 nucleotides long. NCBI's taxonomy places the organism in Eukaryota, Metazoa, Arthropoda, Insecta, Diptera, Tephritidae. The record is from RefSeq and is a predicted model, not a curated record.